Molecule: messenger RNA, 2236 nt
Organism: Pediculus humanus corporis (human body louse)
Lineage: Eukaryota; Metazoa; Arthropoda; Insecta; Psocodea; Pediculidae
Product: ATP-dependent RNA helicase Ddx1, putative
Exons: 1
Coding region: 1-2226 (741 amino acids)
Molecular function (GO): protein binding; ATP binding; nucleic acid binding
Source: RefSeq, a predicted model, not a curated record
AUGACUGCUUUUGAAAAAAUGGGUGUUAUGCCCGAAAUAGCUAAAGCCGUCAAUGAUAUGGAAUGGACUUUACCGACGGAUGUUCAAGCAGAAGCCAUACCACUUAUUCUAGGUGGAGGAGAUGUACUUAUGGCAGCAGAAACCGGGAGUGGAAAAACUGGGGCAUUUUGUCUUCCGAUAUUACAAAUCGUACACGAAACAUUAUUGGAUAUAUCUCAGGGUAAAACGUCGAAAAUCUCAAAUGUUAAUACAAAUACUCAAGGAUCGAAUAAAUGGGGUCUUAGUUUUUUCGACAGGAGUUCAGCCAUGGCUGUCACUCCCGAUGGAUUACGUUGUCAAUCACGCGAAGCUCAAGAAUGGCACGGAUGUCGUGCUACAAAGGGUGUAAAAGGUAAAGGUCAAUAUUACUACGAAGCUACCGUUACGGAUGAGGGUUUGUGCCGUGUCGGAUGGGCCACCGGUCAUUCGAGUUUAGAUUUGGGUACCGAUAAAUAUGGCUUCGGAUUUGGUGGUACCGGUAAAAAAUCAAAUUCAAGACAAUUUGAUAAUUACGGAGAACCUUUUGGAAUGCACGACGUCAUUGGUUGUUAUUUAAAUUUAGACGACAUGGAAAUAAAAUUUUCGAAAAAUGGCAAAGAUUUAGGUGUGGCAUUUAGAGUGCCAGGAAAUUUAAAAGAUGCCGUUUUUUUUCCUGCGGUGGUUUUAAAAAAUGCCGAAAUGUCAUUUAAUUUCGGUGAUAGUAAUUUCAAAUAUCCUCCUUCCGGCAAUUAUGUAGCCGUAUCGAAAGCACCUGAAAAUUGCAUUUCCAACAACACAAACGGAGUUUCGAGUGGGCCUCCCUCUGGUGGGGUAACGAAAAAAGUCAACAACGCACCACAAGCAAUAAUUAUCGAACCUUCUAGAGAACUUGCCGAACAAACUUAUAAUCAACUUGGAAAAUUUAAAACUCAUUUACCAUCCCCGAUAUCGACUCUACUCGUAGUCGGUGGAGUACCCGUCAAAGAUCAAAUAUCAGCAUUGAAUUCCGGAGUCGACAUUGUUUGCGGUACUCCGGGUAGAUUAGAAGAAUUAAUAUCAACAGGUCAUUUAUCACUUACCCAAUGUAGAUUUUUCGUUUUAGACGAAGCUGACGGUUUACUAAAGCAGGGUUACUCCCAACUCAUAGACAGAGUCCACAAGCAAAUUCCAAAAAUAACAUCCGACGGUCGUAGAUUACAAAUGAUCGUUUGUUCGGCAACUCUCCACGACUUCGAAGUUAAAAAAAUGGCUGAUAAAUUAAUGCAUUUUCCAACAUGGGUCGAUUUGAAGGGCGAAGAUGCCGUACCUGAAACUGUACAUCACGUUGUCGUAAUGAUCGACCCUCAAAAAGAUAGAUCUUGGGAAACUCUCAGGUAUCACAUUCAAACGGAUGGCGUUCACGCAAACGACAACGUAAGACCGAAAAACAACACGCCGGAAACACUUUCCGAAGCCGUUAAAAUGCUAAAGGGUGAAUAUUGCGUGAGAGCAAUCAACGAACACAAAAUGGAUCGAGCCAUCAUAUUUUGCAGAACGAAACUCGAUUGCGGUAAUUUGGAAAGGUAUUUCAAUCAAUUGGGUAAAGGACCCAGAAAUCCUCAGAAUCCGUAUUCUUGCGUUUGCCUUCACGGGGAUAGAAAACCAAACGAAAGAAAAGCAAAUUUGGAAAAAUUCAAAAACAAAGAAGUUAAAUUUCUCAUUUGCACGGAUGUUGCUGCGAGAGGUUUGGACGUGUCAGGACUUCCGUUCAUGAUAAACGUGACACUUCCCGAUGAGAAAAGUAAUUACGUGCACAGGAUAGGUCGAGUAGGAAGAGCCGAAAGAAUGGGUUUGGCCAUAUCCCUAGUGAGUUCUGUGCCGGAAAAAGUCUGGUACCACGGUCAGUGGUGUCCUUCGAGAGGACAAAAUUGUUUCAACACGAAUCUCACGGACGUGAAAGGUUGUUGCAUUUGGUACAACGAACCCAGAUAUUUAGCGGAAAUAGAAGAUCAUUUAAACGUAACGAUACAACAAGUCGAACCGGAUAUUAAAGUACCCGUUAACGAAUUCGACGGUAAAGUCGUAUACGGACAAAAACGUACUCAAACCGGUACGAAUUAUCAAAAUCACGUCGCUCAAAUGGCUCCCGCCGUAAAAGAUUUAACAUCUUUAGAAAGUAAAGCGCAACUCAUAUACAUACAAAGACAUUUUAAUAAAAAAAUUGCUUGAAUCUCGCACC